Molecule: messenger RNA, 1170 nt
Organism: Dermatophagoides farinae (American house dust mite)
Lineage: Eukaryota; Metazoa; Arthropoda; Arachnida; Sarcoptiformes; Pyroglyphidae
Product: post-GPI attachment to proteins factor 6-like
Cellular component (GO): membrane
Source: RefSeq, a predicted model, not a curated record
AUGUUAUUAUCAAAAUCAAGAAUUAUAUUUACCUUAGUAGUAUUGAUUUCAAUCAUUGAAAUUAUUGCCUGUAUCGAACAUGAAUCAAACAACGAUGACACGACAUCAUUUUCAAUAUUGGAUAUUUUAGCUGCUGUAACCUCACCAACAUCAUCGGCAAUGACGACGACGACGACAACGACAACGAUUAUGCCACCGACAACAAUAUCAAUAUCAAGAUUAUCAAUCAAUCAAUCAGCAUUAAUUGGCGAUUCGAAUAAAUCGAAUAACACAACAAUUUCAUCAUCGCCGCCACCAUCAAAGGCCAAAUCAUCGAAAACGGAAUUUGUUUCAAUAAUGGACGGUCUUUUGCUCGUAUUCAGUAAUCUAUCACUGUUACCGGCCAUUUAUAUUGCAAUCAAAGGACAAUUUUAUGCAGAAUCCAUAAUCUAUUGUUUGACAAUGAUAUUUUCAGCGUUAUAUCAUCUUUGUGAUUGCCAUGGUUUUCAUUAUUGUAUAUUUCCAUAUGAUAUGUUACAAUUUGGUGAUUUUUUCACUGCAACAUUAACACUUUGGUGUACGGCCAUCAUCAUAUCGAAUGUUCCAUAUCAAUGGAUUUCAUCAUUCCAUUUGGUUGGUGCAACAAUUUUCGGUACAUUAUUACAUUUUUGGAUGACCGGUACCUGGAGUUUUGUUGUGCCGGCCAUUUCAACACUAUUAUUAAUAGGCUCAUAUUGGGGAUAUCGUUAUUAUCGUGAACGUACAUUACCAGAAUUGAUUUAUUCAAAUAAUUUCUAUGUAGCCAUUGGUCUGAUGGUUUUAGGUUCAAUAUUGUUUGCAUCACAAACAAUAUUCUAUUUUCGUCGUCUUUAUGGUAUUUCACAUUCAUUAUGGCAUAUUUCAAUGUCAUUGGCAAUUGCAUUGUUAUUGCCUCGUUAUCAAAAUAUUGAUUCAUUUUGGACAGAAAAUCUAAAAAUUAAUUCAACAAAUGAAUCGAAUCAACCGAAACCACCAAUAAUAGCGAUUGGUAAAUCAAUCAAUGAAAUAAAUAAUCACAAUAAUCAUUCAAUGGUGAAUGCAAAAAAUUUAGCACCAGCACCACCGCCACCAACAACAGCAUCAUGUCAACAGCAUAAUAAUAAUGAUAUUAUGAAUUUUAAUUCACAAGUAAAUAAAGCAUUCGCACUAUAA